Schistosoma mattheei is the source of this 855-nucleotide messenger RNA. Lineage: Eukaryota; Metazoa; Platyhelminthes; Trematoda; Strigeidida; Schistosomatidae. The record is from the annotation of a GenBank genome assembly.
AUGGGUAUUGAAGCUUUAGUUAGUUCCGCAGAUGAAAACACCGAUGAGGCUACCCAAGCUCAACAGGAAGCGAUCGAAAGAGAUAUGAAGUCUACAUGUCUACUUUCUGGAAUUCUUCCACUUUCAACACUUGAUGAGGACUUCACUGGUCAUUUAGUUUACUUGGAAAAAUUAAAGCUUAUGAAACAAAAUUACCGAGGGAUUCGUCGACUUCGACGUGAUGGAAACUGCUUUUAUCGAGCAUUUGGUUUUGCGUAUAUUGAGUACCUGCUAAAUGGCAAGCUAAUUAAAGAAGCUGGGAGAUUCAAGAAAAAGUGUGAUGAGUGUAAGGAUACACUGAUUGCUAAUGGUUAUACACAGUUUACUGUAGAGGAUUUUCAUGAACAGUUCGUUGGAAUGGUGGAUCGGUUUACUGUUGAUGGCAUAUUCAGAUUAUUAUGUCGUGUUUUUACGACUCUUAGUUUCUGCGUACAUUCAAAAAAAGCUGGGUAUUUUGUAAAUUUUAUUGAUGAAGGUAAAACAAUCAAUCAGUUUUGUGAAACAGAGGUUGAACCAAUGGCUCGUGAAUCAGAUAAUAUACAUGUGGCUGCUUUAGCAUUAGCUGUUGAAUUGCCUAUUUAUGUAGAAAAUUGUCAACAGUCGGGUGAAUUGAAUCGUAUCGAGUUUCCUGCAUAUAGUGAUUUAAUAUUGGAUAAUGCCGGGGAAACAAGCAGUGAUAACCAUGAUAUUCACAGUGAACAAGUAUCCAAUGAAGAUGAUUCUUUUAUUAAUAAUUAUAAACAGAAUAGUAGUUCACCACCAGUUACAUUAUUGUAUAGACCAGGUCAUUAUGAUAUAUUAUAUCCUAAUUCAUGA